Messenger RNA from Microthlaspi erraticum, 609 nucleotides. Lineage: Eukaryota; Viridiplantae; Streptophyta; Magnoliopsida; Brassicales; Brassicaceae. The record is from the annotation of a GenBank genome assembly.
AUGGCUCCGAUUCUCAGAUCCACUUCCUUUCUCACUUUGCUCGUCUGCCUCUUCUUCUUUGCUUCCACUCUCCCGAUCUCAUCUGGGUCUGAGGAUAGUUACACCAUCACCGGUAGAGUAAGAGUCCCUGCAAGCGCCGCAAUUGGCCACGCAGCAAAAUUCUCAAACAUCAAAGUUGUGCUCAAUGGUGGACAGCAUAUUACUUUCCUCAGGCCUGAUGGAUACUUUACAUUCCACAAAGUGCCAGCUGGGACUCAUCUGAUUGAAGUGUAUGCGCUCGGCUACUUCUUCUCUCCAGUGCGAGUUGAUGUUAGCGCUAGGCAUCGUGGCAAGGUCCAAGCAACGCUAACGGAAACCAGGAGGAGUCUUACUGAGCUGGUCUUGGAGCCAAUUCGGGCAGACAUAUACUAUGAGAGGCGAGAACCUUUCUCUGUAAUGUCAAUCGUGAAGAGUCCAAUGGGUCUUAUGGUGGGAUUCAUGGUCGUGGUUGUCUUCUUGAUGCCUAAGUUGAUGGAAAACAUUGAUCCAGAGGAAAUGAAGAGAACACAAGAGGAGCUGAGAAGCCAAGGAGUGCCGUCACUCUCCAGCUUGUUGCCCUCUAGCCGCUAA